Molecule: messenger RNA, 4499 nt
Organism: Pararge aegeria (speckled wood butterfly)
Lineage: Eukaryota; Metazoa; Arthropoda; Insecta; Lepidoptera; Nymphalidae
Gene: Sra-1
Product: cytoplasmic FMR1-interacting protein
Exons: 28
Coding region: 160-3996 (1278 amino acids)
Biological process (GO): regulation of translation; cell projection assembly; cell morphogenesis
Cellular component (GO): SCAR complex; synapse; neuron projection
Molecular function (GO): RNA 7-methylguanosine cap binding; small GTPase binding
Source: RefSeq, a predicted model, not a curated record
GUAUUAAAAAACAUAUAUUUAUGUACAAUUGUAUUAUUUUGAUUAAUAAUUUAUCAUCAAUGUGAUCUUACAGUGUUUCAAAUCCCAAAUUGAGUGUUUAUCUGUAUUAUACUUUACGAAAAUUUCGGUGCAUUUUAUCGUUUAAACACUGAAAUAAUCAUGUCUGUAAGUGAAAAGGUGUCUCUUUCGGAUGCCCUAAGCAACGUGGAUGUUCUGGACGAGCUAACUUUGCCAGAUGAACAGCCGUGCAUCGAAGCUGCACCAUGCUCCAUCCUAUACCAGGCUAACUUUGACACCAACUUUGAAGACAGGAACGGGUUUGUCACUGGCAUUGCAAAGUACAUUGAGGAGGCUACUGUUCAUGCCAACUUGAACGAGCUUCUGGAAGAAGGGAAUGCUCACGCGGUGAUGCUUUACACGUGGAGAUGCUGCAGUCGAGCGAUCCCUCAGCCCAGGUCCAACGAGCAACCGGACCGGGUUCACAUUUACGAGAGGACCGUCCAGGUGUUAGCACCCGAAGUGGACAAACUUCUGCAGUUUAUGUACUUCCAGCGUAAAGCGAUCGAACGCUUCUGCGGCGAAGUGCGGCGCCUCUGCCACGCGGAGAAGCGUCGCGACUUCGUGUCCGAAGCGUACCUUCUGACAUUGGGGAAGUUCGUCAACAUGUUCGCGGUCCUCGACGAACUGAAGAAUAUGAAGAGCUCCGUGAAAAAUGAUUAUUCUACGUACAGACGCGCUGCACAGUUCCUGAAGGUGAUGUCGGACAGCCAAAGCCUCCAAGAGUCGCAGAAUCUCUCCAUGUUCCUGGCGACCCAGAACAAGAUCCGGGAUACGGUUAAGGAUGCCCUCGAGAAGAUAAACGGUUACGAGGAGUUAUUGGCAGACGUUGUCAACAUCUGCGUUCACAUGUUCGAGACAAAGAUGUACCUGACCCCAUCAGAGAAACACAUGCUGGUCAAGGUGAUGGGAUUCGGACUCUUCUUGAUGGACUCCGAAAUUUGCAAUAUCAACAGACUAGACCAGAAGAAAAAGAUUCGUUUGGACAGAAUUGACAGGAUAUUCAAGAAUCUGGAAGUGGUACCGCUAUUCGGCGAUAUGCAAAUAGCUCCGUUCAACUAUAUCAAGAGGUCAAAACACUACGAUCCCAGCAAAUGGCCACUAUCCUCGAGUCCGAAUCCACUGUCUCCUCAAGCGGACCUGAUGGUCCACCUGCCGCAGAUCAGAGAGGAGCAUCAGAACUAUAUCUCUGAAUUGGCCAGAUACAGCAACGAAGUGACUACGACGUUCAAAGAAGCGGGUUCGGACGCGGAGAACAAGGCUGUCACUGAACUCUGCCUGCGGGGGUUACAGCUUCUGUCUUCCUGGUGCUCGGUGCUGACCGAACUUUGCUCCUGGAAGCUACUGCACCCCACAGACCACGCCACCAACCCCAGAUGCCCCCCUGACGCUGAGGAGUAUGAGAGGGCCACCCGCUACAACUACACCUCCGAGGAGAAGUUCGCCAUGAUCGAGGUUAUAGCCAUGAUCAAAGGCCUGCAGGUGUUGAUGGCGCGAAUGGAGACGGUGUUCGCGGACGCGGCGAGGCGCUCCAUCUACGCGGAGCUGCAGGACUUCGUUCAGCUGAUCCUACGGGAGCCGCUGAGGAAGGCCAUCAAGAAUAAGAAGGAUCUUAUACGCAGUAUCAUAGUGUCCGUGCGAGAGACCUGCGGCGACUGGGCGCGCGGAUGCGAACCUCAGCAGGACCCGGCGCUGCGAGGCAAGAAGGAUGCUGAAGCUAGUUUCACGAUUAAAGUGCCCAGAAGAAAUGUUGGGCCUUCGUCAACACAACUCUACAUGGUGCGGACUCAGCUGGAAGCUCUGAUCUCCGACAAAUCGGGUGGAAGGAGAACUCUCCGCAAAGAUUUAGAGGCGGCAGCUCUGCAGCAGAUAGAGUCAUUCCAUCGGCAGAGCUUCUUCUGGGCCUAUCUGUUGAACUUAGCGGAUUCGCUGGCGAAAUGCUGCGACCUGUCCCAACUGUGGUACAGAGAGUUCUAUUUAGAAAUGACGAUGGGCAGGAAAGUCAAUAAAUGCACGGUUCGCCAUCAGCACAACGAAGAAUGCAACGACCUGAUCACUAUGGAGAAGCGAAUCCAGUUCCCCAUAGAGAUGUCAAUGCCGUGGAUACUCACUGACCACAUCCUCAGGAGCAAAGAGCCAGCGAUGAUGGAAUACGUCCUCUACCCGCUGGAUUUGUACAACGACUCCGCACAGUACGCACUGACAGUCUUCCGGAAGCAGUUUCUCUACGACGAAGUUGAAGCAGAAGUCAACUUGUGCUUCGAUCAAUUCGUCUACAAGCUGUCCGAACUCGUGUACGCCCAUUACAAACAGCUCGCUGCGAGCAUGUUGCUGGAUAAACGCUACAGGGCGGAAUGUGCCGCCCGUGGCGCCAGUACGGGGUGCGGUGCGGGGCGGUACGCGUCACUACUUAGGCAAAGGCACGUGGCACUGCUCGGACGGCACGUCGACUUGUGUGCCCUGGUGGCUCAAAGAAUCAACGCGGAUAUGCAUCGCGCCUUGGACGCGGCCGUCGCGAAGUUCGAAGCUGGCGAUAUCACCGGAGUGGUGGAACUCGAAGGCCUCAUAGCAGUCAACCGCCUCUGUCACAAACUGCUCAGCCGGUACCUGUCAUUGGACGAAUUCGACGCCAUCUUGCGGGAGUCCGACCACGGAGUGCUGGCACCUUACGGGCGGAUCACGCUUCACGUUUUCUGGGAGCUCAACUAUGACUUCCUGCCGAACUAUUGCUAUAACGCAGCGACCGACCGGUUUGUGAAGUGUCGUCGGAUCCAAUUCGCCGCUCAGGUGCAACGUGAGAAGCCCCAGCAAUAUGGACACGCGAUGCUUUGGGGUUCGAAGCAACUCAGUCUUGCAUAUUCCGCCCAAUAUGCGCAAUACAAUGGUUUUGUUGGCCCACAACAUUUGCACGCUCUGGUCCGCCUCUUGGGGUACCAAGGAGUAGCAGUAGUCGUGUCCGAGCUACUCGGCGUGGCUCGCGGUCUACUCCACGGAACCCUGGCGCAGUUCACACGGGCCUUAGCUGCGGCGAUGCCGAGGCAUUGCAAGCUGCCGAGAUACGAUUACGGUUCCAAUGGGGUGCUGGGCUACUACCACGCGCAGUUGACGGACAUCGUGCAAUACCCGGAUGCUCGCACGGAACUGUUCCACGCAUUCCGCGAGCUCGGCAACAUAAUACUGUUCUGCAUGCUCAUUGAGCAGGCAUUGAGUCAAGAAGAGGUGACGGAUCUACUGCACGCGGCCCCCUUCCAAAACAUACUACCCCGACCGUAUACUGCGGAUGUGUCGGUUUCAGAGGGUGAAAAGCCAGAAACCAAACAGAAGCGCCUUGAGGCUAAGUAUUCUGCGCUUCAAAUUGUGCAAAACGUCGAAAAGUACGGUACUGCGAAGCAAAGCCAGCUGUCCCGCGAAGGUGACCUGCUAACGCGUGAGCGACUGUGUUGCGGUCUCUCUUUGUUCGCGGUGGUACUGCGCCGACUUCGCGCAUGCCUCACCGCGCCGCAAUGGCCUGCGCCACCCGCGCCUGCGCACCACGGCCCACUACAAACUGACGACACGCAAGAGUUCCACAGGCUGUGGUCAGCUCUUCAAUUUCUCUACUGUAUCCCGGUCGGAGAAACGCAGUUCACUGUAGAGGAACUGUUUGGCGAGGGUCUUCACUGGGCUGGGUGCACCAUCAUAGCGCUCCUGGGACAGCAGCGUCGCUUCGAAGCGCUGGACUUCUGCUACCACAUCCUGAGAGUGCAACGAGUUGACGGCAAAGACGAGCUGGUUAAAGGCAUUCCACUGAAGCGCAUGGUGGAUCGCAUCAGACGUUUCCAAGUUCUCAACUCGCAGAUCUUCAGCGUACUGUCCCGCCACCUAGCUUCGGAUGACGAGCGUGCCGGAGUAGAGCACGUACGCUGUUUCCCACCCCCCGCGGCCCACCAUCACAACUGAGCACGGGAGCAAGUUUUAAACAGUAAACAAAUAAUAAUGCACCGAAGAAAAUAAUGAAAUCACAGUGCAUUUGAGAUUAUUUCCAAUAUAAAAAAAAAUAAACCCAAAUGUUAAAUUUGUAGUUGUUCAUAUGUAACCAAAUUGUUUAAACUAUUUGCAUUUUAGAAGUUAAUACUUAUACCGACUUAUACUGCAGUAUCGUUUUGUUUGGUCACUUUAUUUUAAUAUUUCUUUUCUUACACAAUCCACCUUUAACAGAUUCUAAUUAAAUUUGAAAUUAGUUAUACAAUUUUUACUCUAACAUAUUCUUUUUGGUAACCAUUUUUACACUUAUUUUCUUAAGAUUUAUUUCUUAAUUUUUUUAUAAAUUAACUCUGUAAGACCAGAUUUCCUUUUGUAUCCUAAUUCCAAUCGAACGAUUUAUUAUUUUUAAUGAAUUUUAUAAAAAAAAAAAACAAUAUAAUUACGUUUUGUAAUACGUUAUUUCUAAGAUUAUAAUUUAA